AUGGCAAACAAUAAUCCUACAGUUAAUUCCCUGAAAUCUCGCGUCAAAAAAGGAAACACGCGAAUCAGCAAAGACGAUGCCACCGACCGAGCAAGAACUAUCGAAAUGCUUCAAAAACUAGAAAAGAUGGAAGAAAAAUCGCCAAGUAACAGCAACAACAACAACAUGCUGGGGACUGUUGAUUUGCCAAUGAGGAAAAGUGCAUCGUUUCAAAACAUAACCGAACUGUCGGAAGAUUGCCCGAUAGAUUUAGGAAGGAGAGGAUCUGAUCCACGAUUUACGCCAAGCCGGCCGGUAGGGGCGAAGAGAGACGCAAGCGGGAGACGGCAGAAACCCUGGGAACUACGGAGGUCUUCAACCCCUACUCCAGGGAGUUUGGAUGUGAGCUCAAUUCUCCAUACAGCUCUGGGGCGAUUUUCUCCCGACGUGGGACGUACAAGUGUAAAAGAAGGCGAAGAAUCAGAUGAUUAA
Molecule: messenger RNA, 471 nt
Organism: Pocillopora meandrina
Lineage: Eukaryota; Metazoa; Cnidaria; Anthozoa; Scleractinia; Pocilloporidae
Source: the annotation of a GenBank genome assembly